Messenger RNA from Seminavis robusta, 1692 nucleotides. The record is from the annotation of a GenBank genome assembly. Lineage: Eukaryota; Bacillariophyta; Bacillariophyceae; Naviculales; Naviculaceae.
UGAUUAGUCACGAGGAUAUUGGACUCAGACUCAAAGAUACCAGGUACCAGGUUGUCAAAAUCUUGCAAAGAUCCAUCACUCAGCGCAUCAGUCGUGAUCAUCGUCGACAUUUGGCAUCAGAGCACCGAUCGACAGAUACACUGUUCCAGGCCACACAAGAACCUCACAAGACAACCCCUCUACCUAAUUUCCAACGAACCAUCUAUUGUGCCAAGCAAGCAAACGAAAACAUGUUUCCCACUCUUCGAGCGGCGUUUCUUGCACUCUUUCUGCACGCUUCCACGAUCACUACAACCUUUGCCUUGGACAAUGGCUUGGGACUGACACCAGUCAUGGGAUGGAACUCCUGGAACAAAUUUGCGUGUGGAAUCAAUGAGACCUUGAUUCAUUCAAUCGCCGAUGCACUCGUAUCUACGGGACUUCGAGACUUGGGAUACCAUUAUCUCAAUUUGGAUGACUGCUGGCAGCUUACACGAGACAUGGGGUCGGGCAAGAUUAAAGAGGACCCGAACAAAUUCCCUUCUGGAAUGAAGGCUCUGGGAGACUAUAUUCAUUCCAAAGGACUCAAGUAUGGACUCUAUAGUGAUGCCGGACUCAUGACGUGCCAAAGGCGCCCUGGAUCGCUCGGCCUAGAAACCAUUGACGCCCAAAGCUACGCUGAUUUCGGUUGUGAUUACCUGAAAUACGACAAUUGUUACGCAUUUGGGUUGAAACCUCAAAAGCGCUAUGAAGCUAUGCGUGAUGCCCUCAAUGCCACUGGAAGGCCCAUCUUUUUCAGCAUGUGUGAAUGGGGAGCCCUAGAUCCUGCCACUUGGGCAACUCCUAUCGGAAACUCGUGGCGGACAACAGGAGAUAUCAACCCGACAUGGGGAUCUAUCUUGGAAAUCCUUGAUAGAAACGACCCCUUGUGGCCCUAUGCCGGACCAGGAGCAUGGAAUGAUCCGGACAUGUUGGAAGUGGGAAAUGGAAACUUGACAGUAGAACAACAAAGGAGCCACUUUACUUUAUGGGCCAUCAUGAAGGCACCACUGAUCUUGGGCAAUGAUAUCCGCACCAUUUCACAGGAAUCAUUGGACAUCAUUACCAACAAAAAGAUUAUUGCCAUCAACCAGGACAAGCUUGGAGCACAAGCACACUCAGUGUGGACCUCCGAUGAGAAAGAUACGCAAGUCUGGGCUGGACCUUUGGACGAAGGAGAAUUUGUCAUCGUCUUGUUCAACCGUGGUGACAUCAACAAUGUUGAGAUUGCUGUGCAUUGGAAAGAUAUCCCUGAUUUCUAUACAGACACAACAACUAUGGUGCUAGAAGAUCUUUGGUGUGACUGGAACACGACGGCCACAGGGAGUUUUACAGCCAAGGUUCAAGCCCAUGAUGUCGUGGCGUUUCGAGCAUCACCAACAAAAAAAUCAAACAAUCUGAGAAAGAACGUCAAUCUUCAGAGCCAGGCUUGAAUGCAAUACUUGUAUGACGUUCCGAGUGUCAUCGGUAGUAGCUCCGGUUGUCCCGUUAGACGCAGAAGGCCGUGUACAAGGCCAGCAGAAGGCUGCAUCCAAUGCCGGCUACACUAGCGAUGCUAUAGGUUGCGUUCCCUGCAAGUGGCAGUUGGCGUUACAUGUAUGCAGUAGAAAGAUCCUAUCACUGAACCUUAUAAAAUCUAAUACGAAUAUGGUACCGGUAGCACCUCGUCGGGUA